Messenger RNA from Halichondria panicea, 705 nucleotides. RefSeq names its product salivary glue protein Sgs-3-like. The transcript is spliced from 2 exons. Gene Ontology annotation, molecular function: serine-type endopeptidase inhibitor activity. The record is from RefSeq and is a predicted model, not a curated record. The coding region runs from base 1 to 690 and encodes 229 amino acids. Lineage: Eukaryota; Metazoa; Porifera; Demospongiae; Suberitida; Halichondriidae.
AUGACUACUGUACCCCCACCAACAACACAAAUCCCCACCACCGAGGAACCCACCACUGAAGAACCAACCACCGAUGAACCAACCACCGAGGAGCCCACCACUGCGGAGCCCACCACCGAAAAACCAACCACCGAAGAACCAACCACUGAGGAACCAACCACCGAGGAACCCACCACCGAGGAACCCACCACUGAGGAGCCCACCACCGAGGAACCAACCACCGAAGAACCAACUACCGAGGAACCAACCACCGAGAAGCCCACCACGGAGGAACCAACCACGGCAGAACCAACCACUGAGGAACCAACCACUGAAGAGCCCACUACCGAGGAACCAACCACAGCAGAACCCACUACUGAGGAACCAACCACUGAAGAGCCCACCACCGAGAAACCAACCACAGCAGAACCCACUACUGAGGAGCCAACCACUGAAGAGCCCACCACCGAGGAACCAACCACAGCAAAACCCACUACUGAGGAACCAACACCAGAAGUUAACUGUGAUAUGGACGCUGACGCUGGUCCAUGCUUUGCUUUCCUCCCUCGCUACUUCUUUAAUACAAAGACUGGAAAGUGUGAGAUGUUCACUUACGGUGGCUGUGGUGGAAACGGCAACAACUAUAAGACUCUGCAGGAAUGCACCCAACAAUGCAACCCUAACGGUGGGUUGAUUAAGAUAGUGUACUAACUUGUUUUAAAGAGU